GCUAAAAGAAAAAGAAAAAGAAAAAGGCGUGAAUGGAGUUAACAAACAGUAAACCAUCUUCAGAACGCUUGCUAUUCGACCGCCGUUAUGGCUGGGUCUUUGAUGAAUGGAAAGAUCCAUCGGAAGAAGCUCUUGCUGGUGGUCGAGGAAUGUUUUGCAUUGUGCCUCUAGCAAAAGUUUUCUUCAGCAUGGCUUCGAAUUCGAUCAAUUUUGCAGCAAGAUCUACUGUAAAAGUCUUGGAAAAGCCUGAAGUACUCUACCCCAAGGAGCUGCAUGCUAGCCUUAAAGAUCAGCUGAGAAUCGUCACAAAUUUUAUGCAAAAACCACAACUCAAAUGAAUCAUCCCAAUGUAAAACCCGUCAUGUUGGCAGCAGUGCGUAGCAUUUAGACAUUGAAAACCAUGAAUCACAAAGUGCCUUAUUGAUUAAAUUUUGCAUAAAUAUUUGUCUCAAGUUUAUCACUACUUCAAACUAAUAUGAUUUUCUUUCCCAUGGACUUUCAAGUGCCAACAGAAGGGGUGAUUC
This is a messenger RNA of Hibiscus syriacus, 524 nucleotides long. RefSeq lists its product as uncharacterized. The coding region runs from base 33 to 338 and encodes 101 amino acids. The transcript has 5 exons. The record is from RefSeq and is a predicted model, not a curated record. NCBI's taxonomy places the organism in Eukaryota, Viridiplantae, Streptophyta, Magnoliopsida, Malvales, Malvaceae.